Nilaparvata lugens (brown planthopper) is the source of this 898-nucleotide messenger RNA. RefSeq lists its product as uncharacterized. NCBI's taxonomy places the organism in Eukaryota, Metazoa, Arthropoda, Insecta, Hemiptera, Delphacidae. The transcript is spliced from 2 exons. The record is from RefSeq and is a predicted model, not a curated record. Bases 288 to 857 code for a protein of 189 amino acids.
AGUCAAUAUUACAUCGCAUCAACGUUCAGACUUCAGCCAGCGUACUUUGCACUGCAAAAUUAACCUGAACGUGUUUUUGUUCAUUGAUUGUAUUUUAUUACAUUUUUUACUAAUUAAAAGUAAAUAUUGUGAGGUUUGUGAGUUUGCAAGAUUAACUUGUAAAUGAUUAAUAUUGAAAAAGUGAAUUUUCCAUUCAUUUACAAUCAUCAGUGCUUAUUUCUCAAAACCGUAGUUUAACUAUUGUUUUACAAUUAAUUUUCUGAUUUAAAAAGGAUUUGAUCUUCAAUAUGUCUCUUCCAGAUUCGCUUGUGCCGGAAGUCAUCAUUUCUGGGGAGAAGCAGUUAUCUGAAAUGAACUAUUUCAUUGAUACUGUCAAGAAUAUGUUGAAUAUGGUGAAAGAAAGCAGCAAGCCAAAGGCACCAUCAGGUCCGGGUUAUGACUUAUUCCUCAAGUGCAGUCUCUGCUACCUAGGUGAGUCUUAUGAGAACGGCAGGAUAGACCUCUCUGAUGACGGCCGGGCUACUGUCAGGGACAUCGAAAAACAUCUCAGUAGCAAGGAGCACCAUACCCAUGUCAAUGAAAGGCGCAAACCUGGCUACAUUACUUGCAUGGUAUGUGACCAAGACAUUGAUCUAUCCUAUGACAAUUUCAUCUCCCAGAAUGUGAUAAUACCUCAUCUCAGAGAACUUGAUCAUGAGGCUAAUCAGUCCAAGGUGAAAAAUAACAUCAAGAACUAUGCUGAAGUGGAACCAGCCAGCUAUCAGCUGAUGCCUUCACAGAUGGGGGAAAUAGAGCAUGCCGUCAGCUCAUUGUCUAUGAAGGUAGGCAUUUUGGAAGAUCGUUUGCUGACUUCAUAAUUCAUCAGCAAGCCAUAGCAGAGGAGAUGAGGAUGAAUGAA